Messenger RNA from Hippoglossus stenolepis (Pacific halibut), 2270 nucleotides. RefSeq names its product secreted frizzled-related protein 2 like (gene sfrp2l). The coding region runs from base 165 to 1178 and encodes 337 amino acids. Gene Ontology annotation, biological process: negative regulation of canonical Wnt signaling pathway; canonical Wnt signaling pathway; non-canonical Wnt signaling pathway. Gene Ontology annotation, molecular function: Wnt-protein binding. The record is from RefSeq and is a predicted model, not a curated record. The transcript is spliced from 3 exons. NCBI's taxonomy places the organism in Eukaryota, Metazoa, Chordata, Actinopteri, Pleuronectiformes, Pleuronectidae.
AGUCAGAUGGGCCGGGGUGAUGAUGAUGACUGGGAGGCGCCUGCCCUCUCAUUUACCCCCCGUUUCCUCCACACCUCUUUGUUUACACCUACAGGCCGGUCGAGUCCCGGCAGACGGAGGAGCAGCUCCGCAGACCUCCCUCUUCUCUCUGCGGAUCAACUAACAUGAGUGUGUUGCUGCUCGGCCUCGUUGUGCUCUGCGGAGCCUCUGACAUGGUGGUUCCAGUCCAGCUGGGGCCGCCGUCUCUCGGCUUCAGCUCGUCGGUGCGCUCGGUGUGCAAACCCAUGCCCAGCACCCUGUCUCUGUGCCACGGGAUCGGCUACAGGCACAUGCGGGUCCCCAACCUGCUGGGCCACGACUCGCUGCGGGAGGCCCAGCAGCAGUCGGCGGCCUGGCUGCCGCUCGUCUCCAAGCUGUGCCACCGGGACACCAAGAAGUUCCUGUGCUCGCUGUUCGCCCCGGUGUGUCUGCCGGAGCUCGCCGGGCCCGUCAGCCCCUGCAGGGGCCUGUGCGAGGCCGUGCGCGACGGCUGCGUGCCCGUGAUGAGCGCGUUCGGGUUCCCGUGGCCCGAGAUGUUCAACUGCAGCCGGUUCCCGCGCGCGACCGAGCUGUGUAUCCCGGCAACCGGAGAGCGCGAGGGGCGGACCGAGGAGGAGGUGAAGCACGAGGAGGCGCUGAAAGGGAGUGUUAUCUGUGAUGCCUGUAGUCUGGCUGCUGAAGGAGAGACAGACAUCCAGGAAAACUUCUGCCACAGUCCAUAUGCAUUUAAGAUGCGUCUGGGCAGUGUGUCGACGGUGGGAGGGGACCGUCAGCUGGUGCCGACGGCCCGCAGCCGCAUCCUGAGGUGGGCAGGGGGAGGAGCGGAGAGAGCAGAAGGGAUCGGAGGCGCCAUGGCACACAAUGCUUUGUGGUUGCAAGAAGGAGGCACCUGUACGUGUCCUGGCUUAGAUUCUUCAGGCACAAACCAAGACCAGCAGGUGGAAGAGGAACAGAUGGAUAAAGGACAAGCUAAAGGAGGGAAGGAGGGGAAUGGGACCCCGAAUGGAUGGUUCCUGGCCCUGGCUCAGGCUGAGGAGGGAAGGCUGGUGCUGACUCGGCUGGUGAGGUGGACCAGAGGGGACAAGGAGUUGAAGAAGUUCAUCAGAGCUCUCCUCAAACAGCCCUGUACUGAGCUGUAGGGUCAACGAGUGCCGUCCCGCCUCAUGGACGUUACUUUGUUGUUGUUCGCUGCUGAUAGCAACACUUUUUUUGCAAUUCACAAAAUCCAGAGUAGUUUGCAAAGAAUAAGCGAGGAACACAUCAAGAAUGUAGAAUGACACCAGAGCGCAUAACCGAACCAAGGCCCUUAAUUUCCACACCAAAUCUGUCAUAUUUGUUUGGACUACCCUGAAACCAUUAAAGCUGCAUAUGAUCUGUGGAUUACCUGACUGAAUCCACAUUAUCUCAGCUACACACUGGUGAAAGUGAAAGGUUUCUGUCCUAUUUGUUACCAGAAAAACCCAACAACCGAUGAAAACACUUUUAAGUCCACUAGAUCCAGAUUUUUAUUUGGAUCUGCACCAAAUUGUACUCACUCAUCGAUAUCAGUCUCCUUUCAGACUUUAAUGAGUUCUUUCUCGGCCCAUGUCCCAUCCGUCCACAAAGUUUGAUAACAGUAAACAAACAUAACCUCCUUGGCAGAGGCAAUAGUUCCUAAGUAACAUUAAAUAAAUCACUUGAGAACAGGUUUUUAGAAAACAUAUGUCAAAGUUCAUAGACCUCUGUAAAUGUGCAUACGGGCUACUUCCUUGAUGAAUUGUCACUGAUUAACUUGUGAAAUUAUGCCAAAAGCCACAUAAUCAAAUAGAAUGGCACUCAGUAGAGUGCAAACCUCCACCAAGGCCCAACAGACCCUUUCAAUUUGAAAUUGUGUGUAUUUUUUCUUGUAUUUUUGUGUAAAUUUGUGUAUAUAGAAGAGACUAAAUGGUUUUGAAACAAGACAGAUCUCAACACAUUUUCUAUUCAUCAUGCACAAGGUGAAGCAGUGUAAUUGUUACUCUUGUAAUGAUAGAAAUAGUUUUUCUUACACUGUACUACCUAUACUAUCACAAAACUGUAAUACUUUUAUACUGAAGUUGGUUUUUCUUUGACUGUUAUUGUAUAAUAUUGUUUCACAGCAGCAGAAAGACGAGAGGGCUUUUAACAAGUGAGGAUGCUGUAAUCUCAUGUCAAGCACUGAAAAUACAGACAGGACAGGAAGUGUGAUGUGAACAAUAAAUCAUUUAAAUUUG